AUGGAAACAAAGAGAAUAUAAAAUAUUAAUUAAUCACUUCAAUCAAUAAAUUAAUUUUUUGCUUUAUAAAAUCAUGAAUAUGUUUCAAUAAUAAAUAAUGAUUUAUAGUAAGUCUCUCAUCUAAAUUAUUCAUAUUUAAACCUAACUGAAUGUUUACAAUCAACCUCUGAUUCUUACGAACUAUUUUCGGUAUGCAAAAACGAAAAAGUUUUCUAUUGGUUAACCUUCAAUCUGGAACCUUUUAGAAAUAUAGUAAAACUUCAAGUUCUUUAAAUCCUUGGGAAAAUUUCCAAUAUUACCAAAAUAAGCAGUAUCUUAGACCAAAAAUUUAUACUAGCUUCCUUAAAGGGCAAUAUUCAAUAAUUGUAUUGGUUUAAUUAAACUUAUGAUAUAUUGUAAUACAUAGGUUUUGAAGAAAAGAAAUAAAUGUAUUGUCAAGAUUUUUCUAUAACUUAAUUACCCUAAACCAAUGAAGAAAAUAAAAAAAAGUUAAUAUUAAUCAUCAAUUUGCAAGGAAAUCUGGUUAAUUUUUUUGAUAUGUAAAUUCAAAACAACACCCAAAAAAUAUAAAUACUUGAAUAAUUUGGCUGUUCAUCAGUAAUUAAGUAAAUUUUAAUUUUGGAGAUAGUUAAGGCUGAUUUAUUCAUCUUAUUUACUGAUACCACUAGCUUUAGCUAUAUAGUAUAAAUUUAAUUAUAAUACAGAUAUAACGAAUUAGUAAUAUCGAAUGGAGUGGUUCUUAUUAGUUCUAUACCAACCUACAGUAAUUUACCGACUAUGAAUAAUUCGAUUUACUAAAACGGUAUUUUGAUGAUUCAAUUUUAAUAAAAUAAUGGUUAUAUUGUUGGUUGUUAUUAUUUAGAUAAUCUAAGAGAACAUAACUUAAGUUUACCUUAUGUUAUGUAAGGUUCAUUUUAUACUUCCUCAAAUCAAUAUGCAAUGAUUAUGAACCAAUAUUAUUUAGAAAUGGAAGAGAGAAAAAGAAAAAUUAGAAAAUUUAAGUAAUGCUUAACUGAAAAUAUUGAAAAAUUAAAAGAAUUAGAUUAUAUCAGUCAACAAAUAUAACAUUUUGAGUAUUACGUCAAUUCUAUUUUAAAGAAUAUUAAACACAUAAAAGUAAUCUAUAUAUUCCAUUUAUAAGAGUGAAAUCUCAGAAUAAAUUAUGUUAUAAUAGAUAAAUUAAAAAACUAAUAUUCAUCAAAUAAAAGAGUAAAUUAAAUAGAUGUCUGAUGAUAUUUCAUUGA
Paramecium sonneborni is the source of this 1244-nucleotide messenger RNA. Lineage: Eukaryota; Ciliophora; Oligohymenophorea; Peniculida; Parameciidae. The record is from the annotation of a GenBank genome assembly.